AGCUUGUAGGUCUUCCUACCUAUUAGUAUAUAUAGAGAUCUUUCAAAUUGUAUGUUUGCACAUCCGUAUUUGAUCUGAUCAAGUAUCGAAUUGUUUUUCGAAGAUCAGAAAAGAGUUCUUUUCUUCUCAGGUACAAAUGGCAGACAACGACAUCUCGUUAGUAGUUGACGACUUGAUAGCCAAACUUCCCAAGUUAAAAGCACCUACGCGUCCUUGGGGAUCACAAGUAUGCAUCUACAAAGUGCAUCAGAAGUUGCAGGAAGUGAGCAGUCCUAGUGUAUACAAACCUGCGGUUGUAUCAAUCGGACCGAUCCACUACGGAGAUGAAAAUCUAAAAGAAACACAAGACUGUAAGCUGUAUUAUAUGAGCGAGGCUCUAACUCAAAGGGGAAAGAAUGAUAUCAACUCAACAACAGCGUUACUGCAAAAGUGUGUGGAGUCUAUUGAGAAGCUUGAAAAAAGAAUUAGAGACUGUUAUGCAGACCCUAUACAUCUGGAAAGCAAGGAAUUUGUAGAAAUGUUGGUUAUUGAUGGCUUGUUCAUCGUCGGGCUUUUCCAGCAUUUCGGGGUUGAACAACCACCACCGGACGAGGAUCCUUUAGCUCAUAAUCCAUGGGGCAGACAAAAUCUUACAUGGGAUUUGCUACUCCUUGAAAACCAGAUUCCUUUGUUUGUUCUCGAAAGCCUAUAUAAAUUAACCACAUCGGAGGAACAGCAAAAUUCUAAAACCAUUGGUUAUCUUGCUUAUGGUUUCUUCAAAAAUUAUAUCCACUUCCCAAGAGAUAAAACUGUUCUCGAGAACAUGCAAGAAGCAGAUAAGCAUGAAGACACCCCUUAUAAGCAUUUACUCGAUCAGUUAGCACAGACAUUUCAUCCUCUUACAGAUAACAAAGAUGGCGAGGCCCCUCCACCAUUGCCGCCGCUGAGACGUGCUUUAGGAGCAACUUUCAAGUUGAUAGUCAAGAUAAUCUUACCUAAACCAAAGACCCUCCAUACAACAAGACUGUACAUGGCUAGUGCGACACAGUUGGACCUAGCAGGAAUCAAAAUCGUUAAGGGCCCUACGGAAGCUAGUUUCCUCGACAUCAGCUUCAACGAUGGAGUUUUGACAAUUCCACCUGUUUCGAUCAGCGCCCGCGUUGAUCCUCUGCUUAGAAAUCUCAUUGCAAAUGAACAAUUCUCCGAUCGAUAUACAGAAUACGUGACUUCUUAUUCUUUAUUCAUGGAUAGGCUCAUAGUUACCGAGAAAGACGUUGAGUUCCUAAGCAAUCAGGGUAUUGUUACAAACAAUCUAGGUCGCUUCGAAGAAGUCGCUGAUAUGUUUAGCAGGCUUCAUAGAGAGGUAGUUUUGGGAAGACCAUUCUAUUAUCUUGGAACAUUCGAUAGGGUCAACAACUAUUACAACAGCCGUUGGAACUUUUGGAAAGCACAUAUCAAACGGAAAUAUUUCAGUAGCCCAUGGGUGACUAUUGCAGUAAUCGCAGGAGGCAUAUUACUGCUUCUGACGACCUUAAAGAGUAUUAUCGAGACACUUCAAUUUUACCUCCCCAAGGAUAAACUAUCUGCUGAAUUUAACCCAAACUUUCUCAAGUUGGGUUACUAUUAAUAUAGUAAAAAUACUAUUGCAGCAAGUGUGUGGUGUGCCAAUAAACUUGUAAUAUGAAAAUUACUUGUAUUGUGUUGUGUUUACUUUAAUAAUGGCAGAGUUAUGUUCUAUCGUUAUUUCAUGCCUAA
Molecule: messenger RNA, 1734 nt
Organism: Papaver somniferum (opium poppy)
Lineage: Eukaryota; Viridiplantae; Streptophyta; Magnoliopsida; Ranunculales; Papaveraceae
Product: UPF0481 protein At3g47200-like
Exons: 2
Coding region: 137-1606 (489 amino acids)
Source: RefSeq, a predicted model, not a curated record